AGAACCGCGUCGAACCAUGGGCAUUCGUCACUUCUAUGAAAUGCCAUUACAGUAUGUAAAUAUGCUAUUCUGUAAUAAAGAAUGCUUACACUUAAUUUUGAGUUUGAUAGCAUGGAUACACUCGCCUUAAGAUAUGUAAACGAUACUAUAGAUAUUUGCUUUUGAUUCUGCAUAGUAACUGCGUAUGAUGGUUGACAGCUUACAAUAUUCAACCACAGUAAAAGUUAAGCUCCGAAAUUGUUUAUGUGUUUAAAAGAAUACAAUUAAGAGGAAGGUGUUUGAUUUAGACCCUAAGAGGGCGGACUCGGUAGAAGUCGUCAAUGACAACGAAACCCAGUCCCAUAAAAGAUUUAUUUCUGGAGGGUGAAACGAACACUUGUGGGUGCUGUAAGUGAACGUGAAACUUAACAAAACUUCAGUUGCCUUUCAAAAUGGAGGAAUUUGAUUAAGGAAAGAUGGAAUUGACCACCUACUGACCCAACCCCUCCGUGAAAACACAACCAUUCGGUGAAACCAACCCUGGUGACCCAACACCUAAGUGAAAAUGUUCAGAGGAGACACAGGAAGUUACUUGGAUCCUCUAAGAGCAUGCUCUCUGUCUGGUGAGAGCCGGGUUGAUGUGGGUAUUUCCGAAUCCGCUACCAACGCUAAAUUCGACGCAAUUAUCAAGCAACGGAGACGGACAACCAACAGGACAUCAGUUCUCAAUGAUGUUGAAAAGGCGCGCCUUGAUUUAUUAAUCAAACGAAUUGACGGAGAGCGAGCCGUGACAGAGACGAUAUUAAAUCGACAAAGGAUAGAAGUUCAGAAUUCACUUAUUGCAAUUGAAGAUCAUAGGAAAGAAUAUCAGAAAUACACAUGUGAGGACGAUAAGGUAAUCAAUGAAUUGCUAACCGACAGAAAAAGUAAGCGGAAGAGAAUAGUAUCACCCAGAGUAUCCCCGAGGGCUCUAAAUGUCACUGGUAUUGAAUUGAAACAGAAACUACCAAAUUCGAAAGAGAUUGAAAAUGACUCAAAAUCGAAAAUGCCAAUGUUGAAACCAUUGAAACAUGUGACCCAAGAACAUAGUAAAUACAAACAAACAAAUAGACCUACUUACAGAAGAGAAGACAAACAUUUGACUUCCAUUCGCUUUCCCGCCAUUGGAAAAGUUCUGUAUAAAGACGAUGUCACGCCUCUCCCUGGAGAUAUUACUAUUGACCAAUCGAAACAUCACUCGAGUGGUGUACGUCUGCCGAGGGCAAUGUCAGAACCAGAUUCCAUUAACUCAUGCGCAAGCAGCAGACGUAAACAAAAUAAAAAAGUUCGCAAAGGAAGGAAACGCGGAAUGAGUGUGAAUGAGUGAGAAAAAAAUGAAAAUUUUUAAAAGUUGUUGGAAGAGAGAGAAAUUUUGAUCAAACAAUAUAGAAAGUUUAAAUUACUGAGAACUGGUCAUUAUUGUUAAGGUAGCGAAUUUAAUCGAUGUAAGUUCCAGUGGCUUAAUGCCCGUGAGCUCUCAGGGGCGCAGCGACAGGCCCCCAAAUCAAAGGUGCCCCGGAGGAGCUUUGACCAAUGGCGUAACGCCUGUGUGCUUACAGUCCAGUUUCUAGUAGCAAUAAACCCCCACAAAAAAUUGGUCCAAAUUUUGAAAAAUGGGUCUAAAUUAUGCAAUUUCAUACAUAAAAUGGGUCCACUUUUUGAAAAAUGGGUUCAGAUUUCUCAUAUUUAAAUUCAAUUUUAGGAAUAUAGGUCCAGAUUUUUCAUAUUUUUGCGUAAAAUGGGUCAAAUUUUUUUAAAAAAUGGGUCCACAUUAUUUGAACUUAUGCGUAAAGUGGGUCCACCCUGAUAUUGUACCGCACUGUUUGAAAAUUUUGGUUACGGCAUUGUCCAGGAUUACUAUUUGGGGGUGCAGGGUAUGUAAAUCUUGACCAAUUGGGCUCAUGAGGUAGAGCCGGUUGUUAGAUUGCACCUUAUGACAACUUCAAUGCUCAAGUAUUGGCUUAACGAUGGAUUGCUGGGUAAUGAGAUUUAAGAUUACUUUUUAAUCUUCUUUACAGAAAAUAACAAGUUUUAUAUUCAUAUUUGUUUUCUAAGUGAAUGUAACGGUGAAUGCUAAAUACCGAUGCGUAAGUAUGAUUUACAGAUCAACAAGACUAAAUUUUCAAUUUGUAAACGAUCAAGUUGAUUCCGUAGUUAAAUAGCAGAAUAGUCGCACAACAGGCCCCAUAUCAUUAAAUAUAGUAUUGCUUAAUGCAGUCUCUCUUUACUCGUUUUAUUCUUUUGAGAGAGGAAAUUUUGCGCCACAAAAACAUAUCCUCUUCGCCUAAUUCGUGGGCAAAACUACUCAACUUAUAUACAUUACAGGAGCCCCCAAUUCAUUCUCACCCCCGGGCCCCCUGACUCGCCGUUACCUCACUGUAAAUGUCCCUUUAGUGCAAACACCAUACAGUUUAGGUUGCUCAACAAAUCCUAAUAAAUAUUUUGUUACCUACUCAAGGACGGGCAAGCUCCCCAGUUUCCCUGCUCUAGCGUGGUUUAGUCAAUUCAAAAUAAUCAAUAAGAGUGCAAAAAUUACAACUUUUAUAGAGGUAUCAUGCUGCGCUUUGAAUACCAUUUUCUCUCUUCUCUCUUCCACUAUUCCUUUCUUUCUUCUUUUUAGCUCUUUUUGGGGAGGGGCUCUAUCCCUAUGCCCCAGGAUCCGACUCUUUUGCUUUAGUAUUUAUUUAAAAACAGCAUGUCUAUAUAUUUAUACUUAAUGUUGAUAUUUGCUUUCCUUGAUAUCUGCGGAUUGAAUUGAUGCUGGCUGUAAAAAGUUUCUCUUUUAAAGAAAAUAUAAUAAAAUAUAAUACGAAUGCAUUAAAUUUACACAUCAUGAGCCCGUCAUUAAGACAGUCUUUCUGUAACCAGUCUACCUUAUUUGUUCGUAUUUUUUUUACUAUCGCAGUCAUUUAUUCACUGAUUCAUCAAUUACUGUAAUCAACAAUAAAAUAGACAGAAAAUACAUUAAAAUAAAAUACAGUAAAGAAAGGGACAACCAAAAAAAAAAAUCGAUCUAUAUCCAUAUUAAACAUGGCAUUUAUUGUGUUGAA
Anneissia japonica is the source of this 3068-nucleotide messenger RNA. RefSeq lists its product as uncharacterized. The coding region runs from base 545 to 1345 and encodes 266 amino acids. The transcript is spliced from 3 exons. NCBI's taxonomy places the organism in Eukaryota, Metazoa, Echinodermata, Crinoidea, Comatulida, Comatulidae. The record is from RefSeq and is a predicted model, not a curated record.